AUGUCUGUGGGCAACCUAUACGUUAUUCGGGGAAAUGUAGACAGUGUAUUUGGAAGGGAAUGGUUGAAACUAUUCAACAUUGAGCUUCAGAAAGAGAAUGAUCACAGAACUAAGAAGGAUGGAAACAUAGUGGAAUACAAUAAGUCAUUGACAGGAGGCCGGUACCACGAUAGGAAGGGAUUUAAUCACCCGGCACUCGACCAGAUAUCCAAAGAGCCUGAGACUCGAUUGGCCACCAAGAGACAGGCGAGAGAUGAAGCUAGAGAAAUCAGGACGAAGGAACUAGAAAGUCACCAGCUUUACAGCAAAUAUAACUUUAAAAACCACGAUGUAUACUCCACUCCAAAUAGAGCUAGCUCUGUCACCAAUAGUAGAUCUCAGUUGUGCUCAAAGAACAGCUAUAAAUCGUCAAAUUGUACUUCUGAGGACUUUAGGGAGGAGGUCAACAGCAUGCAAGUUGCCAGUAUUGAUCCAAGGGAAUGUGAGGAGAGGUUCCGCAAAGCUGUGGUGACCAAAGCACAUCUGGACAGUGUGAAGAAGGCUAGAGUAGAGUACCAGAGUGAUAUGUCCAAGGAAAAAUUCAAGGAUUUUGAGAAACAUCUUCAAGUUUUGAAAGAACACAAGGAUACCAAACCUCUGAAGAAAGUUCAAGAACAACUAGGUGAAGAGCAGAAAACUCUAGAAGAACUAGAAGGUGUCCUACAACAUAAAUAUGGGUCGGUAGAUAUUCGGUUGAAGCGAGUCCUAGAAGAAUGUAAUGGGUUGUUGGAUGAGCUACGAGGACUCAAGUUGGAGUUAAUGAAAAGGGGGAGCUGCAUGAGUUCUACACCGAUGACAGGGACGAUAUACAACAAAAUAAUUACAUAA
Macrosteles quadrilineatus (aster leafhopper) is the source of this 867-nucleotide messenger RNA. RefSeq names its product leucine-rich repeat flightless-interacting protein 2-like. The coding region runs from base 1 to 867 and encodes 288 amino acids. NCBI's taxonomy places the organism in Eukaryota, Metazoa, Arthropoda, Insecta, Hemiptera, Cicadellidae. The transcript has a single exon. Gene Ontology annotation, biological process: regulation of DNA-templated transcription. The record is from RefSeq and is a predicted model, not a curated record.